This is a messenger RNA of Telopea speciosissima, 887 nucleotides long. RefSeq lists its product as uncharacterized. Lineage: Eukaryota; Viridiplantae; Streptophyta; Magnoliopsida; Proteales; Proteaceae. Bases 136 to 612 code for a protein of 158 amino acids. The transcript has 3 exons. The record is from RefSeq and is a predicted model, not a curated record.
UCCUUUCUCUUUUUUUUCACACACAAUCACAUCUCUCCUUCUUUCUCUACCUAUCUCUCUCAUUCUCAGGCUUUAUGUGUGUGUGACUUCCUGAGAUUGGUCAUGGUUUUGGCUUGAGCUAAUGUCCAUUUCUCUAUGGGUUUUUCAUGUGGAGAUGGAUUUGAUAAACGAGAAGCCAAAGUUCCAUUGAGGCCUGAGAUUGAAGAGGCAGAGGUUCAAAGAGGUGUAGAUAUGCAGGGUGGUCAUGGGUUGGAACUAGAUCUAGAGUUCAAGCCAAUAGAGCACCCAGUGGAGCCAUCUGAUGAGGACAGACCAGUCAAAUGCCCAAUGCCAGGCUCUUCAGUGUCAAAUGUGGAACGGUUAGCCGAAAGCUUGAGGAAGAGGGGAGAAGUAUCAACAGAUAUGAAUGAGGAAGGAAUGUUGGUGGUGGCUGUUGAGCCUCCAGCUCGAGCAGUGCGUAAGAGGCAUCAUACUCUCACUCGCAACCAUUCAAUACCGCCGCUGCUCAAGAGGGCUCCUCUUCCUCCUUUACAAACUCAGAAUAGUACAAUCUUUCAAAUGCUUCAACAGUGCAAUGAGUAUGAUGAACCCAUUCAAGAUAUGCAAUAUUAGAUGAUUACAACUUCUUCAGUUUGGUGUGUACCUGCCAUUACAGAAUAGUUAGUAUUCAAUAUCUCAAAGUUCCACAUAUCUUCUAUAAAUACAGAUAAAAGCCCAAAUUUAAAAUUUAAAUCUGCUAGUGGGAAGGACUUGAAAUGUCUAUGGGGAUAAGUAUUCUAUUGGGUAUUUGGAAACCAUGGUAUAGCUCAAUGUGAAAGUAUCUGAUUACUUUAUACCUUCAUGUGUUCAGUAAUCAAACAUGAACCCUGAUCAGGAUACGUUUUGCU